Pomacea canaliculata is the source of this 762-nucleotide messenger RNA. Its product is annotated as lipoxygenase homology domain-containing protein 1-like. Bases 75 to 548 code for a protein of 157 amino acids. Gene Ontology annotation, molecular function: protein binding. The record is from RefSeq and is a predicted model, not a curated record. The transcript has 5 exons. NCBI's taxonomy places the organism in Eukaryota, Metazoa, Mollusca, Gastropoda, Architaenioglossa, Ampullariidae.
UUUGAACGUCGUCUGUGUUAGAUAAAUGUAAACACAUUCGCUUCAGUUGGAGCUUCUUGAUUCAAUCCGUUACCAUGUGGCGAAUUGCAUCUGUGUUCUGGCUUCUUGUAGGUUUUGGUGUCGAUGAUGCUUACGGUCGGAUCGUGCCAGACGGAAGAGCUUGGAGGAUAUGGACAAAAACAUCGAAUAAAGAGCACGCCGGUACUAACGCCGAUGUGCACAUCAUUUUGAUUGACCCUGAUGGAGGAGAAUCCCCGCCUUUAUUCUUGGACAAUAUAUUACGCAACGAUUUUCAGCAAAAUUCUGUAGACCAAUUCAGCGUAUACGACCAGGUUAACCUCAAGGACGUAUGUGCUAUCAGAAUUUAUCGUGAUAACAGUGGCUCUUCCCCUGACUGGUUUCUCGAAAAGGUGUGGAUGAAAACUGCUGAAAUGAUAAACGAUCGCGUAUUCAAUGUCAAAAGCUGGGUCCCAACAAAACAAGAAGAGAUGGAAUCAUACUAUGAAGUACAGCGCACGCCACCGUGUAGCGCAGGUCCCCUGGAAUGAUGGAUCAACGUGGCAAGGGUAGACAUCGGAUGACAAGGAUGAAGAGAAGUAACUUGGCUUUGGAGCGGAUUUCCUGAGGUCAACUUACAGUACUGCAAACUGAAUUUUGUUUUCACCGUUAAACUUUGAAGGGAUCCAGGACUCCAAUAGUUGCUGAAAUUGCUUUUAUUUGUAGAAACUUGCUGGCAUGUCAUAAUAAAGAACGUUUCUUCAA